CGAGAGAAUACUUUUCGUUUGGGUAGUCAAUGACGCGUUCUUCUUCUUGCUGACAAUCAGUGUACUUAUUGAAAGGUGUUCUGGACGACUAACAGUCAAAGAAACAGUAAGCUGAAGAAGGCUUACUUUACGCCCGCACAAACAAAAGAUAUUCACUUGUAGCCCGUAAAUAACAAUAAGAAUAAGCGAGAUCAAUAUUGUGAUUGAAUUGAAUACAACCGCGAUCUGCAUCUUGACUUUGAAUUAUCGUUGCAGGUGUUGACAAGUCUCCUCGUUGGAGAUUAUCUUGGUCUCGGUUUCAGUAGGGCCUAUAUUUCUCUACUCGCUCGAAGAUUUGCCAGGUCAUGAAAGAAGUUCGGCGUAGGGCGACCGAGCUAUCUAAAUGCGCCACUGGCCCUCCCUACCAUCCUGAACGCGACCGCGUGAACCGGUGCCAAACGCACGCAUGCUGCGGUCUUUUUCCCUUUCCCUCCUUCCGUUUUACUCCAUAAUCCGUCAGUAAGUCGCGGACCGUCGACACGAAUGCUUCGAGAAGUUUGCGUGUAAUUUUGUGAAACGUAACAGGAUCUCGCGCUGCAGCAAAGAAACACAGACACUGUGCACGUACGCUCGCUUUAAGAAUCGUCGCGACGAAGCGCGCGUUUUCCGCACCAAAGUUCAUUCGUAUCGUUUUGCAAGAAUGAACGAGUGACCAAGCGCACUAGUUUCUUCGUCGUUCGUACGACCGACCGCGACGCAUUAUCUGCGAACAGCCGUGAGAUGCAACAAGGCCUAGUGAUCGGAUUCCACGUGAUUACUUUCCUGCAGUACGCUUUCGCGGUUUAUUAUGAUUACACGUUCACGAUAGUGCCGCAAAAUGUCACGAAGGUGCACGGCGCCUUCGGUGGAAAAUUCAAGUUUCUGACGUUCUGGGACGCGAUUCUACAAGCGGUGUUCUUUCUGAUAUGCGUCCUAAACGACUGCUUCGGCACAAACGCCGUCAACCCCAAGAAGCCACCCUUCAUACGAAAGCUGAAGGAUUACUUCCACGUGAGCCUCGGGUUUCCUAUCGCUAUGUUCGUCGGCGUGAUCUUCUGGGGAUUGAUGUUUAUCGACCGUGAACUGGUAUUACCGAAGGUAUUGGAUCCGUACUUUCCACGGUGGUUGAACCAUCUAAUGCACACAAUGAUUAUAGUAACGACCGUAUUGGAAAUGAUCGUCGCACCACGACAAUAUCCCAAGCGGUCCCGUAAUCUCGGGAUACUCACGGGCUUCAUGCUCAUGUAUUUAGUUUGGAUACACGUGAUCUACUUCAAGAGCGGCAUCUGGGUAUACCCAGUGAUGGAAGUGCUGACGCUGCCGCUGCGGAUAGUGUUCAUCGCGAUGCUGCUGGUCGUUUGCAUGGUCCUGUACUUUGUCGGCGAGGCGCUGGACAACUAUCUCUGGGGAAAAAAAUGUGUAGCGGUAACGGAGAGCGUGGAUCCAGAUUUGAAAACGUAG
Molecule: messenger RNA, 1479 nt
Organism: Harpegnathos saltator (Jerdon's jumping ant)
Lineage: Eukaryota; Metazoa; Arthropoda; Insecta; Hymenoptera; Formicidae
Product: androgen-induced gene 1 protein
Exons: 7
Coding region: 760-1479 (239 amino acids)
Cellular component (GO): endomembrane system; membrane
Source: RefSeq, a predicted model, not a curated record